Molecule: messenger RNA, 789 nt
Organism: Nematolebias whitei (Rio pearlfish)
Lineage: Eukaryota; Metazoa; Chordata; Actinopteri; Cyprinodontiformes; Rivulidae
Product: thyroxine 5-deiodinase-like
Exons: 1
Molecular function (GO): thyroxine 5'-deiodinase activity
Source: RefSeq, a predicted model, not a curated record
AUGGACGACUCCGGGGGAGUCCAGGUGGCUCGCGCGCUGAAGCACGCCGCGCUGUGCGUGAUGCUGCUGCCCCGGUUCCUGCUGGCCGCCCUCAUGCUCUGGCUCCUGGACUUCCUGUGCAUCCGGAGGAAAGUGCUGCCGAGAAUGCAGGACGGCCCGGACGACCCGCCGCUGUGCGUGUCCGACUCCAACAGGAUGUUCACGUGGGAGUCGCUGCGGGCCGUGUGGCACGGCCAGAAACUGGACUUUCUCAAAUCGGCGCACCUGGGUCAGGAUGCGCCCAACACCGAGGUGGUGCUGGUGCAGGAGCGGCGGCCGGUCCGGCUCCUGGACUGCACGAAGGGCAGGAGACCGCUCAUCCUCAACUUCGGCAGCUGCUCCUGACCGCCGUUCAUGACGCGUCUGGCCGCGUUCCAGCGCGUCAUGCGCCAGUACGCGGACAUCGCGGACUUCUUGGUGGUGUACAUCGAGGAGGCGCACCCGUCGGACGGCUGGGUGAGCUCGGACGCGCCGUACCAGAUCCCCAAGCACCGGUGCCUGGAGGACCGGCUCCGAGCCGCGCAGCUGAUGCUCUCCGAGGUGCCCGGCAGCAACGUGGUGGUGGACAGCAUGGACAACGCGUCCAACGCCGCGUACGGAGCCUACUUUGAGAGACUCUACAUCGUGAUGGAUGCAAGGGUGGUGUACCAGGGGGGCAGGGGUCCGGAGGGGUACCGGCUCGCUGAGCUGAGGAGCUGGCUGGAGGAGUACAGGAAGGAGCUGGCACAGUCUGCAGUUCUGUGCGUGUAA